Marasmius oreades (fairy-ring Marasmius) is the source of this 969-nucleotide messenger RNA. RefSeq lists its product as uncharacterized. The transcript is spliced from 5 exons. The coding region runs from base 1 to 969 and encodes 322 amino acids. Gene Ontology annotation, cellular component: peroxisome; peroxisomal membrane. Gene Ontology annotation, biological process: protein import into peroxisome membrane. The record is from RefSeq and is a predicted model, not a curated record. NCBI's taxonomy places the organism in Eukaryota, Fungi, Basidiomycota, Agaricomycetes, Agaricales, Marasmiaceae.
AUGUCUGAACCUGUUAAAAAAGUAACACCAUCCGUCGAUGCCGAUGAAGACUUGGAUGAACUUGAUGAUGUGUUACCCGAGUUCAACUCACCUCCGACUGCCCCUCUACCACAUCUACCCCAGAAAACGACAUUGGGUCGCAAACGAACGAACACGCGGGUAGAUCAACCUCCCGUUUCUAUACCUGGAGAACCGACCACGUCGACGAACCAAGGCCAAGUCGCUGAUGGAGAUGGAGAUGUGCUCUCGGAUGAAUUUGCGAAAGAGUUGGAGAAGCUUAUGAAAGAGUUGGUUGUUGCUCAUGGCGAUGAGAAGGGGGAAGCGUCAGGUUCUGGUGAUGGGAAAGAAGACCAGGAGGCGCAGAAGGUUUUCAAGGCUGCUUGGGAGGCUAUGCUUAUUGAGGAGAUGAACGGGAUGGCUAGUGGUGGUAGCGGUGAGGAAGGUGUCGAUGUCGAUGAGGAUAAGGAUAAGGGGAAGGGAGUAACGGGGGAUUUUCAGUCUAGGAUUAAGCAGACGAUGAAUAAGCUAAAAGAAAGCGAAGAUAAUCUCAAAGCCGGCUCGUCUUCAGCUCCGGAUACGUUGGACGGUCUUUUCAAUUCCUUACAAGACGUAGGAGAUGACGCAGAAUUCAAUGGGUUCUUGGAGGAAAUGAUGAACCAGCUUAUGAGUAAGGAAGUCUUGUACCAGCCCUUGAAAGAACUCGGUGAAAACUUCCCUCCCUAUCUUGAAAACCCACCGGAACCUAUCACCGCCGAAGAUAGGGAACGUUAUGAAGCGCAGUUGGCCGUUAUCAAGGAGAUCCUUGCAACCUUUGAGCGGCCAGGGUAUGAUGAUAAAGAUCCCAAGGCUUCCAAGGAGAUUGCAGAUUUGAUGGCAGAGUUGCAAUCUCAUGGUUCUCCGCCCGAAGCGGUCAUGGGCCCAUCUCCAAUGGGUUUAGAGGGUAUGCCCGGCAAUUGUGUCGUUGGAUGA